UCCACCCAGCCCCCGCCAGCCGCGCUCUCGGGUAACGUGGAGCGCCGGGCUGCACUGAUUGGAGAGUUCGAUCGGGAAAGAUCUGGUUUGGCGCAGGAAUGUCUCGCAGCGAGGUGGGGGAGCUGAUGAAAGCGGCGGAAAAGCAGUAACUCCACCGUCGCCAAUCCAGGAAAAAUACUCGAUAUAUUUAACGCCGACUGCGUGUGGCCAGGCCGGGGAAGCGCGGCGUAGACGCGCCUGGCGGAUCCCGGACUGCCGUCGGUCGCACCACGUAGGCUUGUGGACAAGGGGAUCAAGUGAAAAGGAACGUUGAAGCCUGCCACCCCCCCUGCUCCGGUUCUUCGCGGCCUUUGGGGGUCCCACUCCCUGCUGCUGCUCCUGCUGCUGAAUCCUUUGUCCGACUGGGUCCUUCGGACAGGCAGGAUUCCAGGUGUCUGGCUAGAAUGACGAGAGUCUUGCUCUGCAUCUGUGUUCUCGGGGCCUGCUGUUCCCUCGCGUCCGCAGUGGAUGGGGGGCAGAACCCUGACCAUGUGCUCCAAGGGACGGGGGCAAGGCCGGGCCCCGAUCCCCGGCAGUCCCGCUCUGGGGACGGUGCCACUGUGGCCCCUGAAGAUGCAGCACGCUUCCUCACCUGCUACUGUUCAGGCCACUGCCCUGAAGAUGCCACCAACAACACCUGCAAGACCAACGGCCAGUGUUUCGCCAUAAUUGAGGAGGAUGAACAUGGCGAGCAGACCCUUACCUCAGGGUGCAUGAAGUACGAGGGCUCGCAUUUCCAGUGCAAGGAUUCCCCCAACGCCCAGACGAGGCGGACGAUCGAGUGCUGCCAGACUGACCUUUGUAACCGCGACCUUCGGCCGACUCUCCCGCCUCGUGUCCUACCAGACCUGCUCGCCGGUGCGCACUGGGUGGCCUUCCUCGUGUCGGUGACCGCCUGUUGCUGCCUGCUCAUCAUCAUCACCAUCGUUUGCUAUUACAGGUACAAAUGGCAGACGGAGAGGCGACGCUACCGCAGGGACCUGGAGCAGGAGGAGGCCAUCAUCCCGGUCGGCGAGUCACUCAAGGACCUCAUCAACCUGUCCACCUCGGCCAGCGGCUCUGGUCUGCCCCUACUGGUACAGCGCACCAUCGCCAAGCAAAUCCAGAUGGUUCGGCCCAUUGGCAAGGGCCGCUACGGGGAGGUGUGGCUUGGCAGCUGGCGCGGCGAGAAGGUGGCCGUCAAGGUGUUCUUCACACGUGAGGAGGCCAGCUGGUUCCGGGAGACGGAGAUCUACCAGACAGUCCUCAUGAGGCAUGAAAACAUAUUGGGGUUCAUCGCGGCUGACAUCAAGGGCACGGGCUCCUUCACGCAGCUCUUCCUCAUCACGGACUACCACGAGAACGGCUCCCUACACGACUACCUGAAGUUCAGCACGCUGGAUGCGGCAGGAUUGUUGCGGCUCGCCUACUCAGCGGCCUGCGGCUUGUGCCACCUGCACACCGAGAUCUACGGCACGCAGGGCAAGCCGGCCAUCGCCCACCGCGACCUCAAGAGCAAGAACAUCCUGGUGAAGAAGAACGGCACCUGCUGCAUCGCCGACCUGGGGCUGGCCGUCAAGUUCAACAGUGACAGCAACGAGGUGGAUGUGCCCCUGAGCACACGGACUGGUACCAAGCGCUACAUGGCUCCCGAGGUGCUGGACGAGAGCAUGAACAAGAACCAGUUCCAGGCCUACCUCAUGGCGGACAUCUACAGCUACGGGCUGAUCGUGUGGGAGAUGUCGCGCCGAUGUGUCACCGGAGGCAUUGUGGAGGAGUACCAGCUGCCCUACGCCGGCAUGGUGCCCUCGGACCCCUCCUAUGAGGACAUGCGGGAGGUGGUGUGUGUUAAGGGCCUGCGACCCGCAGUUUCCAACCGUUGGAACAGUGAUGAGUGUCUGAGGGCCAUGCUGAAGCUGAUGUCGGAAUGCUGGGCCCCUAACCCCGCCUCACGCCUCACGGUGCUGCGCAUCAAGAAGACACUAGCCAAGAUGGUGGAGUCUCAGGACAUCAAGAUUUGAGCUGCCUCUCUCUCCCCGGCUGCGGCCUGGAGAAACUCUUCCUUUUUUUUCCUUCGCUCCUCAUGUUACAAUUACAAACUACAGCUUCACAUGGUGGCAGAGGGGAGAGAUUGGUGGUGAGUUAUGCAGGCAGGAAAGAGGCGUCAGUUCCCAGAGCCAUAAGUCCCUCCCCUUCGCUGGAGAAGGCAGCGAUGCGGGGCGUGAGCGCCACCUGCUGGACGGUACAGGCAGUGGCGCCGAUCUUUGUGCCUCUUGGGAAAGGACCCUCCAGAGCCGGACACCGAUGGCCAGAACAGCGGAGUUCUUCAAGCAUUUAGUCCUGCUGUGUGAGACCUCCAUCACCACUGCUUUCUGUGAAAGCUGUGGGCCGGCCCGCCAGCCAGCCCUGCGGUACUGUGGGUCACACAGGUCACUUGCCUCACCGUGCUGGUCCAGAGAUCUGUGGGCUGAAGUUUUCUGACUCCCACACCCUCUCGGCGGGGGGAGGGGGGUGGUGAUUGAAUUUAAAAUGUGUGUUGUCCCCUAUUAAAGUAAAAAAAAAAAAAAAGGUUGUUUUGGGGAAAUAUUUGACUUCUGAGUAUUUAAAAAUGAAUCUUCCAUAAGUACAUUUUUUUUAUUAUUGUUUUAAAGUUGCCCUUGUCAGUCGUACAUAAACAGCCUCCAAACGUCCUUGGAGAGGGAGGGUUUUGGCGAUAGUCACUCGGUCAUGUUUAUAAUCUCUAUACCUGUUCAUUUUCUUUAUUUUUAUAAUGUGCAAGAUUUCAUGGGAUAGUUUUCAUGAAACUCUUAGUCUUUUUCCUGCCAUCUGCAUUGUUAAUAUGUAGAAACACUUUUAUUGUCGUCACAUAACUGCUUUUAAAGAAUUAUUUCCAGCAACCUCUUCAAAAUGACUUUCUAGUCAGUGGGAUUUGGUCCUACCAGAGAGAGAUGGAUCGUCUGUGCCUGAGAGAGAGACCUUAUCUGACUCGGCCCCACCGGUUCCAAACCUGUAAUUAUUUUAGAUUGUUUGAGAAUCUGCAUGUCUGUAUAUAUUUUUUUAAAAAAAGAGAAACAGUUUGGAUAUACAGCAACAGAUACGGGCAUGAAAAUUACCCAUGCAAGCGUGCAAUAUAGUACAGCUGUAUAACUGCAACUUAUUUAUUUGACGUUCUGUCUAGAUAAGCUCUGUAAAUACUGUAGGUUUGAAGCGGUUCACUUGAGGGAUAUCUGUGGGGGGAGUGUUCUGUCAUGAACCCGAGAUCCAAGUGCAUUUUUCUUUACUACUUUGACUUUACCUCCAGCAAAAGUGCAGGCACACCCCUCACCCCCUUCGCGAUAAGGUGCCCAAAACGUCAGCACUAAUCAGAAUCCUGCCACGAUGAUUGUAUGUGAACUAGUAAUGGGCUGUCCCCCCAACCCUAACCCCCAUUCACGUAUUUAGUGCCUGAUAAUAGGGCAUUCCUGUGCAAAUACACCCCCCCCCCCCCCCCCCGUGGGCCCAGUGCUAUGCAUAUGCGCUGGUUAAUGCUUCGUUGAUGGUCUCUUUUAAAUGAUAAAAUGAUAGUUAGUACCUGAACUGAACCCCUCUGACUGACACCACCUCCUGCAGUCAGACAUCAUGCCAAAUGAUUUUAUUUAGACAGACGCAUGAAACUAUGAAAUGUGGACAAAUCAUGUGGGGGGGGGGGGGUGUCUUUCGGGGGUUUUCUGUCGGCCUGUUCUGUCGUCUUUCCCCGUCCGAAACCUUUCAGAGGUUCACGGUUCCAGCCUGCAGUCCUCCUGGUUUCAUCCUUCAUGCAAAAAUGUAAAAUGAUGCUCAGCUGGCCUCGAUACCUCACAGGAGAGAAACGAGACGCCGCUCAGAAGCCACAUCACAUUGCUGGAAACCACACAGCACUACGGUUAUUGUGUGUAAUGUCAUGUAGCGCAGAAUAUGGUCAAUACUUUGACUUAAUGAGUUUGGGUACGACAAAGCAGUACUCGUUUCUGUGUAUCUUAUGUGCAGAGAACCUUACAUAGAAUAUCUUCUAAAUAUAACUUGUAUUUUGUACAGAAUCUAAUUUUUUUUAAUAGGUGCCUUAUGUUUACCAUGGAAAGUUGUUCUGUACUCAGAUUAUGUCCAAUGUAUUGAUUUAUCAAUUAAAAUCAUCUUAUUUUAGUACACAA
Brienomyrus brachyistius is the source of this 4184-nucleotide messenger RNA. RefSeq names its product bone morphogenetic protein receptor type-1A-like. The record is from RefSeq and is a predicted model, not a curated record. The transcript has 12 exons. Gene Ontology annotation, molecular function: transforming growth factor beta receptor activity, type I; SMAD binding; ATP binding. Gene Ontology annotation, biological process: protein phosphorylation; BMP signaling pathway; dorsal/ventral pattern formation. Lineage: Eukaryota; Metazoa; Chordata; Actinopteri; Osteoglossiformes; Mormyridae. Gene Ontology annotation, cellular component: signaling receptor complex; plasma membrane. The coding region runs from base 444 to 2039 and encodes 531 amino acids.